Molecule: messenger RNA, 2366 nt
Organism: Myotis brandtii (Brandt's bat)
Lineage: Eukaryota; Metazoa; Chordata; Mammalia; Chiroptera; Vespertilionidae
Gene: BBOF1
Product: basal body orientation factor 1
Exons: 12
Coding region: 90-1688 (532 amino acids)
Source: RefSeq, a predicted model, not a curated record
GGCGGGGCGUGCUGGUUCCUUAGAGACCGAACCCGGGCUGGGCGGCGGCGGAGAAACCGCCGAGACAGCCCGCCCUUGGAGAAGCCAAGAUGCCGAUUAGGGGCAAGAGGAAAGGCAAGAACAAAGACAAAGACAAGCUUCUUAAGAAGAAGUCAACAAAAACUGAGGAAACUGCAGUGGAAAGAGCCAAGGCCAAUGCCUCCCUUUGGGAGGCCAGGCUGGAAAUCACAGAGCUCUCUAGGAUUGAGUAUCGUGAUACUUCCCUGAGACUUGCGAAAACUAAUGAGGACUUAAGGAAACAGCAGUAUAAAAUGGAGAAAGACACAAUGUCCGUAUUAAGCUACCUGAAGAAGCAGGACCAGGAGAAAGAUAAUAUGAUUGAAAAACUAAAACAGCAGUUGAAUGAAACAAAGGAAAAAGCCCAAGAGGAGAAGGAAAUAUUGGAACAAAAGUAUUCUGAGCAAAUAAAUGAGCUGGAGGGACGUUUCUAUCAGAAAUCCAAAGAAAUUGGCAUGAUUCAGACAGAGCUAAAAACAAUAAAACAAUUCCAAAAACGAAAAAUCCAAGUGGAGAAAGAAUUAGAUGAUCUGAAGGAGAAUUUAAGGAACACAGAGCGGAAACACCAAGAGACGCUUAGAAAAUUGGAAAACAGGUUUUUUAAAGAAAAGCACCGACUAGAACAGGAAGCUGAAAAGAAGGUAAUAAUGCUGGCAGAGAGAGCCCAUCAUGAAGCUGUUGUGCAAUUGAACAGUGCUGGAAGAGCUGUUUUUAAAGAGAAUGUUUCUCUCCAGAAAGCUCUUGACUAUCACCUGAAGGAAGCUGAUGCUCUACAAAAACAAUCUGCGAAGUUGCUAGAGUCUAAAACUUCCCUUUUAUAUCAAAAGGAAAUCAAUGAUCUGUUGAUUAAGGAAAAGGUUAUGCAACUUACCCAGCAGAAGUCACAAAUCCAAAAUCUUCAGAAGAAGGUGGUAAGCUUGGAGACUGCCCUGAGUUGUCUGACUAGAGAGUUUGAGACUGAAGUUCUAAAACAGAAGCAGGAGGCAAUGGUAAAUAACCAAAGUGAUCAGAUUGAAAUUUACAAACUGCGGAACCUGCUUCAGAAGAAGAAUAGGGAAAUGAAUAGAGUGAAGAAACUGGCCAAGAACAUACUAGAUGAGAGAACAGAAGUGGAAAGUUUCUUUUUGGAUGCUCUACACCAAGUGAAGCAAGAGAUUGCAUUUAACAGGUUGCAUUAUAAGAAGAUGGCACAAGCUGCUUUCAAUUUAAAAAUGCGAGAGGCGUACGCAGGAAGAACAGAAUAUCCCAAAAUUCGAACAUUUGAUGGCAGAGAGCACAGCACCAAUAGUGUGGACCAGGAUCUUAAAGAGGCUAGUAAAUGGACAGAUAUUCAAGGAAAUGUGGAUAUUGGAGAUUUGACUUGGGAGCAGAAGGAGAAAGUCUUACGAUUGCUUUUUGCAAAAAUGAAUGGUUUUGGUCCCAGGAAAUAUAAUCAGAGCUCUAGACCUCCAGGUUCAGAAUAUGUUGUUCCAGACAAUGGACAAACAGAGGAAUUUGGGGAUGAAAGUAAGCUUCAAGAUCAAACGUUCAUCACCCAGCAAGUACCAAUCUCAGACUCUUCUCAUGAACUGGUAAUAUCCAAUAUUCAGAAAGGAUCACAUGAGUCUGACAUGACCAUUUCUGCUGUUUGAAUAUGCCAUGACUGUUCUUGCCUUAGGAAGUAUGCACCUCCUGAAGAAUGUGAUAAUAGUGGUAACUUAAUCCUCAUAACCUCAUGAAAUAUAGGUAUUGUUGUUAUUUUCAUUUUACAGAUGAAGAAAUCUGAGACAAAGAGAAGGUAUCUCCAAAGUCACACAGUUAAUAACUGGCCAAGCUGGGGUUUGAACCCAGGCAAUUUGGUUUCAGAUCUGCUUUUGUUCAGUGCUGUAUUUAUAGUGCCUAGAAUAGUGUUUGGUACAAAGAAGGUGCUCAAAGAAAUUUUUUGUAAGUGAAUAACCAUUACAGGGAGAAAUAUGUGGAUUGGUGGGAGCACAUGAGGGCAUACCCAACUGAGCACUGAGGAAAGGGCUGGUGGCAGUCAAGUGGUUUUCUGGAGGAGUCCAUUCUUUAAAUGGAGACAUGACAGGUGAUUAAGAGUUAGUCAGAUGAAAAUGAGGAGGCAGAGGAGAGGGCAUAUAUAAAGGCUUGGACUUCCGUAUGCUUUUUCCCUAAAACUCUGUUCUCUUUCAAAUCUUUUCUAGGAGACCUACUGACAAGCAGUGCUGAACAAUGUAUGACCUCACAGAGGCUGCUGGCAGACCCUUCCUUGCAGAAUCCUUGUUCCUGAAUAUAUAAAAGUUUCUUAGAGGAAAAGACAUUUAAAAAGACUU